Drosophila yakuba is the source of this 6877-nucleotide messenger RNA. RefSeq names its product voltage-dependent L-type calcium channel subunit beta-2 (gene Ca-beta). Gene Ontology annotation, molecular function: protein binding; high voltage-gated calcium channel activity. Bases 1146 to 3560 code for a protein of 804 amino acids. Gene Ontology annotation, cellular component: voltage-gated calcium channel complex. The transcript is spliced from 10 exons. Gene Ontology annotation, biological process: calcium ion transmembrane transport; chemical synaptic transmission; neuromuscular junction development. Lineage: Eukaryota; Metazoa; Arthropoda; Insecta; Diptera; Drosophilidae. The record is from RefSeq and is a predicted model, not a curated record.
ACCGUUUGAAUGUCGGAAAGGCGAAUCGAAAUCAAAGGAUGUGAAUCGAAUGAAAUCCUGUAAAAGAUAACCCGCGAAUCGGUUGAGGAUAUAGCCAGGUCAAAAGGGUUUGAGAUCGAAAGAAGUCGUUUGGUGCUCGGAACAAAGAAAAGGCUGAAGAAAAACACACCGCCACGUUCAACGGAAAUCAGUUUUCGCGACCUAUGUGUACCACCCCCUCUGCCCGAGUUUUCCAGCACAUUUCGUGUGCAUAUACUAGAAAGGAAAGAAAAAAAGUGAUGUGAGCAGAGUACCGCGACCCGACGCCACUGACACAAAUUCCUAUUUUUAACUUCCCUGGGGCCAAAAAUCCCCAUCGACGCGGAAUCGAAAUCAACUUCGAUCCGAUUCGCCAGUCGUAUGCAAAUUGUGCUGAAAUUAAGGCGAGAAAAGGCUGCGGAAAUCCCUUCCAGUUAACAAUUUAAAGUUAUUUCGCCUGUGGCUUCCAAACCGUUUGACAAUCGCAAUCGCCUCUCUCUCUCUCGAUUGCUCUCUCUCCCACUCCCUCUCUCUAUCGCUGUUGUGCUAUCUUUCUCGCACAUUUGGUAACGGUGUUUUUAUGUCAGUGUCAAAAUCGAAUACCGUCUGACCCGAUGGUUAAAAUAGUUAAGCAAAGUGUAUUGCCAAUGUCAGUGUUAAUCAAACAGCAAAGUGCAACAAUAAAGCUCUCAAAAUCCUGCCAAAAGAAAGAAGUUAAUAGUUAAUAAUUUUGUAUAUGCCUGAUCAACCGAAUCGUAGCGCUUUUAUAGUCUUUUUAUAACUCCAAAACCAGUUGGUUUCAUAAAGUGUUAAGUGCUGCGAAACGCAGGUAUUGCUUCGAAUAAGUACAAACCAACGAAAAAUCCAACUUAAAACUCACCGCAACCGUAUAGGAAUAAGAAGCAGUCGUGGAAUACGGAUACGUAAUCAUUGCCAGCUCAACGCCUUGCCAGCCACCGUCACCAUCACCUCCAUUUCCACCACCACAACCACCAACGCCACCAUCACCAUCUUCAUCAGCAUCGCACCAUCUGGUGGUGCUGGUGGUGCUGUUGUCCUUGCACAGGAUCGUCGGAAACAUCGCCAAGAUAUCUUCGUUCGAGGAAGACUACCGGGCUGACAGGCCCAUGGUGCAGCGCGCCUCUUCCUCGGAUGCACCCUCCGUUCAGGGUGGCCAACAUCGAGAGUCUCGAUUUGGCCUUGGAUACCCCUCCUACCAGAGUGGAUACAACAAGCUAUUCACACAGGGUUCUGCCGACUCGAACUACUCACAACCGUCAUCCGAUCUGUCGCUAGACGAGGAAAAGGAAUCGCUUCGGCGAGAAAAGGAACGUCAGGCCUUAAGCCAGUUGGAUAAAGCGAGGAGCAAACCAGUGGCGUUCGCUGUGCGAACCAACGUAGCAUACGAUGGCGCCAUCGACGACGAUUCGCCGGUGCAGGGCGGAGCAGUUUCGUUCGAGAUCCGGGAGUUCCUGCACAUCAAAGAGAAGUACGACAAUAACUGGUGGAUCGGCCGGCUGGUCAAGGAGGGCUGUGAUGUGGGCUUCAUACCCAGCCCCGCUAAGCUAGACAACAUUCGCAUGCAGAACCAAACCAGACCCUCAAGACUGUAUGGCACAAAGGGCUCGUCGAGCGGGAAUCUUGGUGCGGGCGGACAAGCAGGUGCGGAGCCAUCUCGAGGUAGCACACCCCCCACACCUGGUGACGAAUCAGAUUCCAUGGGACCAGGACGACACGGCAAGGCGCAGGCGGCGGCGGCCAACAAGGAGAAGCGCAAGCCGUUCUUCAAGAAACAGGAGACGGCCAGUCCCUACGACGUGGUGCCCUCGAUGCGACCCGUUGUCCUGGUGGGGCCCAGUUUGAAGGGCUACGAGGUGACCGACAUGAUGCAGAAGGCCCUCUUUGACUUCCUCAAGCACCGCUUCGAGGGCCGCAUCAUCAUCACCCGGGUGAUGGCCGACAUCUCGCUGGCCAAGCGCUCCAUCAUGAACAAUCCCUCGAAGCGGGCCAUCAUGGAGCGUUCCUCCAGCCGGAGCGACUGCCUCGGCAAGGUGCAGGAGGAGAUCGAGCGCAUCUUCGAGCUGGCCCGCUCGCUCCAGCUGGUCGUGCUCGAUUGUGAUACAAUCAAUCAUCCGUCACAACUAGCGAAAACUUCAUUAGCGCCAACAAUAGUGUACUUAAAGAUUAGUAGUAGUAAGGUUUUACAGCGUUUGAUCAAAUCACGUGGCAAGUCGCAGGCGAAAAACCUCUCCGUUCAAAUGGUUGCCGCCGAGAAGCUAGCCCAAUGUCCACCGGAUAUGUUCGAUGUAAUCCUAGACGAGAAUCAGCUGGAAGACGCCUGCGAGCACAUUGCCGAGUACUUGGAGACGUACUGGAAGGCCACCCACCCGGACAUUCGAGCCGUGCCGCCCAUCGCCCGCCCCCUGCCGCAGGAGGCCUCGCCCUCCGCAGAUCCCGCGCGUCUGGGACCGACGCCACCAGUAGAUGGCGAGGAGUUUGUCGAUGAGCAGGAUCCCAGGAUGGGCAUGUCCGGCGGAGAUCGCGAGGGAAGUCGGGAGCGAGACCGCGAUAGCAGGGAGAGGGAGAGGGAGCGCGAACGGGAGCGGGAUUACUGGGAUCGGGAGUUCAACAGAGAUCGCAGCUCCAAGGAUCGCGAAAGGGACCUCGAGUGGGAGCGGGAGCGGGCUCGCGAGUGGGAGAGAGAGCGGGAACGAGAUUGGGAUAGGGAGUUCGAUUGGGACCAAGGAGGAACCUCUUACCAGCACAGCCGCCGACAACCGACCUCGGUUCGCCACCAGGAGCGUGGCGGAGGAGUGGGCGCAGGCGGCGGUGGCGGCGGCGGUGGCUACGAGCGGGACCGCGAACGGGAGCGGUACGAGCGUCGCGAGCGGGACCUCAUGCACUACGAUCUGAAUAGCGACGAGCUGCUGGACGAGCGCAACUUUGAGUAUCCGGCAAUGAGGAGCGGUCCCAGCGGCGCCUCCCACCACGGCCAUCUGUCCAGGGGCGGACGCCUGCUGGAGGAUCCGGACUUUGAGCGCGAGGAGGCACAGAUGCGGAUGAGCAGCUCACGCUACGGACCCUCGACCAGGAUCGACGAUCCACGGGAUCUGCCGCGUGGCGCCACCGUUGUCGAUCGCGAUGAAUACAGUCCGCACAGAGGUGGUGGGAGUAGUAGGAGAAUGCUUAAUGCCAUGUCCAGACCGUUGGGCCUGCCGCGCCAGUCGUCCCUGCCCAGCAAUCGAGCACCCGUGUCCUACCUGCCACGCCAGUCCUCCCUGGGCACACACUGGCACACCAGCCAGUCGCGUUCCCAGCCCCAAUCCCACUCGCAAUCCCACUCGCAAUCCCACUCCCAAUCCCACUCUCAGUAUCGCUACUCCGUGCAGGACACAUCGUUUGCCCACCCACCAAGAUCCCUGCGCGAGGAGUUCCUCAGUCCCACCAUGAGCAAGGUCGAAGCUGUCACCCACGCCAUUCGCAACAAGAUCAUCGUGGAGGAGGACGAAGAGGAUAUCCUGGGCACGGAUCGGUUCUAUUAAAGAGAUUUCAGUCGCCACCCCGCGUCGAUUUUGGUUUGGGUAACCUUUUUGCGGGCGGGAAUGCAAGUGCAGCAGUGCCAAAACACACGACACAUUUGUAAAUGUUCCAUUCGAUGAUCAGAUCAAUUUGAAAGCCACACAGAUACAGAUAAAGAUACAGAUACAGAUACAAAUACACACACACACACAAAGUAGCUGGUUAAAGUUAAAGUUAGCUGGUGAGCGUUAAAGUGGCGGUUAAAGCGAACGUUAAAGCAAACCAAAGGAAGCAGCCCAAUGCCAAGUGGGGCCUUAUGUGUCUUAAAUGCUAUAGCUAAGUGUAAUCAGAUUUUAUUUGAGUAAUGUGAAUUUAAAUUAAAUGGUCUAAGCCUAAGAUUUAAGCUAGUCGACAGUGGAAAAUUAAAAGUUGAAGAAAGGGAGUCCAAAAACCAGCCAACAGCAAUUGUUGGGUCUCGUAUUUGUUAUGCAAUCGAUUGACUAAGUACAUGAAUAAGUGUCAGCUUUAAUAAUUUAGUGAACGUGUCUUAAUCUAAGUCGAGCCACACAAACACAUCCACACACCCAUACACUUGACACACACACACAUACACAAACACACCUAUACACUCUCAAUUGACUGUGAACCGAUUGAAAUCUCUUUAAUCUCAAACCGAUACCCAUUUCUCGCACCAGCCCUUUUCCUCCUCUACGCAGAAUGGAAUUCCAUUAACUCGCAAUUUACACGUACAGUGCGUUUCAAAGCCAUAUAAUCAUGAGUUUUGAUACAUUUAUAUAUCCACCUAAAGUACGUUAAACUUAAUGGAUUUAAUCGAUAUUUUUACGGCUACUCGUUAGUUUAUUUCAUUUUGAUAAGAUAUCGCUUGAAGUUUGAAACUGUUGAAUCCUUAAUUCACUCUUAGCACUAAAUAUAUACUAUCAAUUUAUAAGUUGUUAAAUAUUUGUAGUAGAGAUCUUGAAUGAAACGCAUUGUACAGCAGCCAUGUACAUGUACACGAUUUCCACUUCCAACAGCAAUACUUUCGACCUAGUUACCUUGCCACACCAUAUCAUGCCACACACCUGCCAAAGCGCACGGUUCGCGAUCUCAGUUCGAAAUUCCAGUUGGACUGGACUGGAGACCGCGAACGGGCCUGCAACCUGGAUAAGGAUCGAAAAUAAGGAUCGAAAUAAUCCAGGUUUGGGUAUAGCGAUUUAAACUACCAGUGCCUUAAAAAACCAUCAAAUCGAGUUACACAAACGCACUCCACCCCCAGAAUAAAUUCUGCAUUUCCGCCGCCCCAUUAGAUCAUUAUUACUCGUACUUUACCAAUCGCUAAAGUCGAAUGCGUCAAAAUUAUUGUUCAAGUUUUUGAAAUGUACACGUAGUGCUGAGACGAUAGUCGUUGAUCUGGCCCAUUCCGAACGAGCACUCCUUUUACAAUUCCAACCACCAUGCUAAAUUUGUCGAUCAGUCGAUCAGUUGUCGAACUGAGCUAGCGCCCAACAAUGAUGAACCGCACUGCAUUCAAAUCGAUCGCCACCUCGAACCUCGAGUAAGAGUUGAUGUCUAGCUAGUCAUUUUGAUCUGUAAGCACACCCACAGAACCCAUCCUACUGUCCAAGGACUACAGCUGAAGCCCGAAGCACGGGCUCAGAGUUUACAGACAGAUCGGGGCAAAAAUCUAGAAACUUUUUUAUAUAAGAGAUACAAGGUGAUAUAACUAAUUUUCAGAAAGCAAAUUUGAACAGCGCACGACAGAUACACGACAGCUACCUAAUUGAAAUUGUUGGCCACAUUCAGCAGGGGGAGGGAUUGGGAUCAUUGGAGGUCAGUGGGGUGAAGUCCUCCCUUCCCUUAGAGAAUUGAGAUGGCGUUGGCCAAGGCACUGGAGGCGCUUUAAUGAGGAACAAAUUGAAAUUAAAAUAUAUAGCGGCAAACGAAAGCAGCAAACGAUACACAAGCACUUCUUGUAAAAAGUGGCAAAGCAAAAUGAUCUAUGUAUUAGCUAAACCUAAAUGAAAUAUUACUUUUUAAUACUAGCAUAAAGUUAAAAACAAAAAACAAAAACUAGAUACGAUCCUUUGCAGCUAAGAAGGGGACAAACGGAAUACUUAAGUUUAAAUGGUCAGUUGAUGAGGAGUGUGUACGUUAGAAUAUUGCACAUAAUUCACAGAACUGGUAAUUCAAUAUAUUAUAAUGGUAUAUAUUAAAAAAGAUACACACAUUUAUGGAGCUGCAUAUAUAAGUAUGCAUGUUCUUAACAUAAUUAACAAAAUUUAAACCGAUACAGAUACAUCAGCCGGCAUUUUGUAAGCGUGAAACCCAAAAACUAAUUAAAAUAAUAUGGAUUAAAAGAAUAACUGAUUAUCCCAGAUAUUGUUAGAUACUUUCUGGUAACGGAAAGGUGAACUUUGCCAUGAAAAUUUCAUCUGAUCUGAUAGGAAUAUGUUGAAGAUAUUUUGUAAGAUGCCUUAAAUUUCUCAACUCAAGUUCUCUGAAAGUUUUCGAAAACUAAACUUGAUAAAUUCAUAUAUUCCAUUACAUAAACUUCUAGCAGACGGACAAAAGUCUGCAAGGAAAACAAGCUGGUUUGCUUCAAAAGUAUAGCAAUUUUUUUGUAAUAAUAAACUCUUAUUUCCGAUUCUAAAAACAAAAAACCAAGCAAUUUCAAUUCGUUGACACUCUUGAAAACUAUAAAAAAACACACACACACAGAUGCAAACAAGUUUUAUAGCAAGCAUACUGAAACUUUAAAGAUACGCCUAUAUAUAAUUAAAUUUAGCGGUAAUAACUUCUCUACUUUUCAAGCCACUUAAAUAAGAAAAGCAAACCUUAUUUUUUUAGCCUAAAUACCUUAUUGAACUGGAAAAUAGAAGGUGGAAAGAUUGACAAGAGCACGCAUGAAAUUUCCGUAAUCAAUAUAUUAUUAACCAAAGAUCCCCACACCGAAUAACCUGGAAAAAUAAAAAAGAACUAUUGGUGGAAAUAUCAACACCGCUCCCAAUUUAUAUAGAAUAUUUUAUACAUACAAAACAUAUACAUAUUGUAAAAAAUGAGAAAACAGUAACUAAAAUCCAAUCAGCAAUUUUCAAAAAUUGUAUGUAAAUAGUUAAUGAUAUUUCAAUUUGUUACCUAAUUAUUUUGUUAUCAACUUUGUAAGAUUCCUUUAAUUUAAUGUUAAGGAUGAAUACCUGCCAUCACCUUAACGCAAUUUUGUUGUUUUCGUUUUCAUUUUCCGCAUUCAAAUGUUGUUCACAUUAUGUUUUUGGAAAAUACGUAGUUAAAUGAAAGCUAAAUUGCAAAUAAAAGCAAAUACAAUAAAAAUAUUAAAAAUAAA